Molecule: messenger RNA, 768 nt
Organism: Penicillium brevicompactum
Lineage: Eukaryota; Fungi; Ascomycota; Eurotiomycetes; Eurotiales; Aspergillaceae
Product: ankyrin repeat domain-containing protein
Exons: 1
Coding region: 1-768 (255 amino acids)
Molecular function (GO): protein binding
Source: RefSeq, a predicted model, not a curated record
AUGGAGCUGGUUACGGCUGGAAUUGUCGCAGAAUCCGGUCUGGACAUCAAUGCAACAGACGACCAUGGCAACACAUCUUUGGCAUCGGCAGCAAAGCACGGUAAUCUUCCACUGGCAAAGCAACUUUUGGGCUAUUAUGGCGUGGAGGUGGAUUCAAAGAACUUUUAUGGAAGAACUCCUCUUGCCCAAGCAGCGGCAUGGGGACAUACCGGUAUUGUGGAUCUGCUUCUCCAAAAUAAAGGGGUGGAUGUGAACUCCAAAGACAAUUACGGAAAUACGCCACUGGCUCUCGCCGCCGAGGAAGGGCACGAAACCGUGAUAAAAUCCUUGCUUGAGCGGAUGGAGAUCCAAGCCGAUUCGAGAAACGCCUUCAAUGCCACACCGUUAGCAUUGGCAGCUGAACGAGGACAUAAAGGAGUGGUGGUCAGUCUACUUCAGCGCCACGACGUGGAGGCCGACUCCAUUGAUAAGGAGGGCUGUACACCUCUUUCUCGGGCCGCGGCGAUGGGGUUUGAGAGCAUAGUUCGCCUACUUCUCAGCCAACCAGACGUGAAAGUCAACGCGAAAGACAAAGACGGAUAUGCUCCUCUGGCGUGGGCGGCUCGAAGGGGUCACAGUGCGGUUGUCCAAGCGCUGGUCGAAAGGGUUGAAGUGGAAAUAGAGUCGAAAGAUAAUGACGGGUAUACAGCACUUAUGUCAGCAAUGGAUGAAGGGCACGAAGAAGUCGUACAAGUACUGGUCGAAUCAAUCAAGACUCAGUUUGGAUAG